AUGUUUGUUUUGCAAUACCUGUAUAGGAAACAUGGCUCUAAUAAGUUUACCUGAUUUAUAAGUUGUGUCAGGUCUCUAGGUGGAUUUCUGAGGAGGCAUAUAUUUUAAAAGGCCAGGCAAAGCACAGGCAUACAAGGGAACAGGUGUGUCUGUAUACUCUGAAAUUAGAUAAGGAAAGAAAAAAUCUCAGGAAUUCGAAUAAAGGUAAAAAGCUUUGAAGAUGUAAAUUACAUGUGCUGAAUUUGUAGAUUUAAUGGCAGGAAGAAAGGGUUUUCCAAAAGUUCCAGGAAGAUGUCUGAGGGGUGAGUUACAGGAUAAUGAGAGUCAUGGAGUUAUCUGAGAGAGCUGAGUUUGGAGAGGAACAGGAUACCUCUUCUUCUCAUCAUGCAGACAUGUGGAAAGGAUCACAUAGCCACUUGAAGAUUAAACAGAAAGUAGAUUGGAUGAGGUAUCUCCCUACAGGCAACCUCAAUUUGCUUAGAAAAAUUAGAGAUAAGGUCUUCCUUAAGAAUUGAAAAGUUUGAAGAGGCAAGAUCAUAUAAAAAAGACAGUUUGGGAGUAGAGGGAUUUCUGAGAAUCUGAGCACCCUGUUAAGUUUGAGCUAUAUAGAUUUUUCUGAGGUAAGUCCAAAAACAACCCUAUCUUUUACCAGCUGGUCAAGAGAAGGAGUAAGGAAGUCCCCUGAUAAGAUUUAUCUAGGUUAGGUAAAAUUUGGAUGGGAAUAAGAGAAAGAAAGGAGAAAGCAGUGGUUUACUGGGAGGUCAUCAAAUCUAAAGAGCACAGAAAGAGCAGACCAGCCAGCAGAAGAUGGGUGUUCAAUGAUAGUGGGAGGACUUAUGCUUACUAGCCUAUUAACUUUCAAACACUGCCACCUUUCCCAGAGUGAAUAGGCCUCUUGAGAAUGAGAAUAUCCACCCUACCAAAUGCCAACUUGAGCUUCUCUACAUUCCUGUUGACGGGCUUCCCAGGCCUGGAGUGGGCUCACCACUGGAUCUCACUGCCCAUUUUUGUAGGUUACCUUGUGGCCCUCCUGGGUAAUGCCACUAUCGUGCAUCUGAUAGGAACUGACCCUUCCCUCCACCAGCCCAUGUACUAUUUCCUGGCCAUCCUAGCUGUGACAGACUUGGGCCUGUGCGUGUCCACGUUGCCCUCGGUGUUAGAUGUGCUGUGGUUUGAUGCUCGGACAGUAGGCCUGGUACCCUGUGUUCUGCAGCAGCACUUCCUCCACUCCUUCUCUUUCAUGGAGUCAGCUGUGCUCUUUGCUAUGGCUCUGGACUGCCUCGUGGCCAUCCAUUUCCCACUGCAUUACGCAUCUGUGCUCACAGGCCCUGGUGUGGCAUUGGUCGGGGUAGUGCUGGGCAUGCGGAGUGCCGCCGUUACCGCUGCACCCUCAUUGCACCUAUUAAAUUUCAAGUACUGUCACCCAGGGGCACUCUCCCAUGCCUACUGCCUUCACCAGGACAUGAUCCACCUGGCCUGCUCUGACACCCGUUUCAGUAGGCUCUAUGGGCUGUGCAUCAUCAUGCCGACCACGGGCUCUGAUGUCCUCUUCAUCCUGCUCUUCUACACUAUCAUCCUGUGCACUGUACUGGCCGUCGCCUCCACAGGGGAGCGGCUCAAAGCCCUCAACACCUGCCUCUCCCACAACCUGGUGGUGCUCUGCUUCUACGUACCUGUGCUAGGCCUUUCCAUUGUACACAGAUUUGGGUACCACACCUCGCCGCUGGUACACAUCCUCAUGGGCACUGUCUCUGUGCUUUUCCCACCUUUGAUGAACCCUGUCAUCUAUAGCAUCAAGACCCAACAGAUCCUCCGGGCCAUCCUCAGGAUGGUUUCACUGAGAAAGAUACAGUGA
Messenger RNA from Loxodonta africana (African savanna elephant), 1855 nucleotides. Its product is annotated as olfactory receptor 51L1-like. The coding region runs from base 902 to 1855 and encodes 317 amino acids. Gene Ontology annotation, biological process: G protein-coupled receptor signaling pathway. The transcript has a single exon. Gene Ontology annotation, molecular function: olfactory receptor activity. The record is from RefSeq and is a predicted model, not a curated record. Gene Ontology annotation, cellular component: plasma membrane. NCBI's taxonomy places the organism in Eukaryota, Metazoa, Chordata, Mammalia, Proboscidea, Elephantidae.